UGUUCUUUCCUUUUUUUCAUUCGAGUUAUUUCACUCAUUUGAUUUUGUUAGACAUUAUCAUUAUUAUUAUUAUCUUAAUAACUUGCAUCGUCAUUGUUUUCUUCUAUUGACACAUUGACAAUAAUUAUUAUUGCAAACAAAAAACAAAACAGCCAAUCAACAUUAUCAUCUCAAUCAGCAACAAAUUAAUUUUAAUUAAAAAAAAAUAAAUAAUAAACUGUCAUCAGACAAUAGGAAAAAUUCCAGUUUAAAUAUCAGGAUAAACACUAACCUCAAAUUAUCGAAAAAUGUGUUCAUUUAAAUUUAGUGAUUACGAUUGCAUUGGUUUCGAUCUGGAUCAUACUUUGCUCUGGUACAAUGUGACAAACAUGGUUGAGUUGGAGUACAAUGCAAUGGCUAAAUAUAUGGUUGAAGAAAAAAAUUAUUGUGCCAAAUUUUUGUAUCAACCAUUAUCAAAAGAUUUAAAUUUUUUGUUGAAAGGUUUGAUAAUUGAUAUGGAAAAAGGUAAUAUAUUACGUAUUAAUAAUUGUGGAGAAAUAAUAAAAGCUACACAUGGAACAAAACUCAUGACAAGUGAUGAAAUUAAAUUGGUUUAUCCAAAUAAAAGAUGGGAAGCUUCUGAUGCAUUUGCAAAUAAUCCACUUGAUACAUGGAAUGGUGAAUGGUCAUCACGUAUACGUGCAUUACUUGAUUAUUUUGAUAUGCCAAUGUCACUUGUAUUUGGUCGUGUUAUUGAUAGUUUAGAUGAUAAAAAUGGAGGUAAACUUGAUAAAUAUGAUUGUUGGAAAGAUUGCAUUGGUGCUGCAAUAAGUCUAUAUGAUAGAACAAAUUUUAAAAAUGAAUUGGGUAAUUAUUUUGUUCAUUUAAAAAAAGAGCCAGAGAAGUAUAUUCGUAAGUGUAGCCAAGAAAUUAUUGAUUGGCUGAGUAAUAUGAAAAAACAAAAUAAAAUUGUUUAUCUAAUAACUGGAUCAAAUGUUGAUUUUGCUAGUUUUACAGCAAGUUAUAUAUUUGGUAAUAAUUGGAGAUCAUUAUUUGAUAUUGUCAUUUGUUUUGCUAAAAAACCUGGUUUUUUUAAUGGUGAUAGACCAUUUUUAACUCUUGAUGGCUUUGAUGAGAGUCAAGAAAUAACUGGACAACAAUUAGAACAAGGUGGUAUUUAUUCUCAGGGUAAUUGGAACGAUUUGAUGAUAUUUUUCUCAAAAAUAUGUCAUAAAGAAUCACCAAAAUGUGUUUAUUUUGGUGAUAAUAUUCUUCAAGAUAUAUUUGCACCAAAUACAACAGCAAAUUGUGAUACUGUUGUUGUGAGUGAAGAGAUGUAUGCUGAAGGAAUGAUUAGUGAUUCAACAAUACAUCCAGAUGAAAAAACAAUGACAUCAAAUUAUUGGGGAUCAUAUUUUUCAAUUGUUGAUGAUGAUGGUGUAAUAUAUCCUUCAUUUGCAACUCAUGUUAUUGAAAAAUAUUCAAAAAUUUGUAUACCAUCAAUUAAAGUUUGUGCUGAAAAUCCAUUGGAUCAUUCUUAUGAAUGUUUUGAUAAAAAAAUAAACAACAAGAGUGGCUAUCAUCCAGCUUUGCCACUUGGUCUAACUAAAAUCUAAUGAUUAAAUAACUCAAUUGAAAUUAUUAUUCUUCUAAGAUGUUUUUUUAAAUUACAAUUAUUUUUUUUGUCUGCAAUUUAAGAUUCCAA
Molecule: messenger RNA, 1684 nt
Organism: Aphidius gifuensis
Lineage: Eukaryota; Metazoa; Arthropoda; Insecta; Hymenoptera; Braconidae
Gene: Nt5a
Product: 5'-nucleotidase domain-containing protein 1
Exons: 1
Coding region: 288-1595 (435 amino acids)
Molecular function (GO): 5'-nucleotidase activity
Source: RefSeq, a predicted model, not a curated record